Hyalella azteca is the source of this 4903-nucleotide messenger RNA. Its product is annotated as protein tiptop-like. Gene Ontology annotation, biological process: regulation of transcription by RNA polymerase II. Gene Ontology annotation, cellular component: nucleus. NCBI's taxonomy places the organism in Eukaryota, Metazoa, Arthropoda, Malacostraca, Amphipoda, Hyalellidae. Bases 461 to 3814 code for a protein of 1117 amino acids. The transcript has 3 exons. The record is from RefSeq and is a predicted model, not a curated record. Gene Ontology annotation, molecular function: DNA binding; DNA-binding transcription factor activity, RNA polymerase II-specific.
UGUGUAGAGUGAGGUUGUGUAGCUAUGGUGUAGCUGCCGAUAUGUGUUCCUUCUCAGCAACGUUUGCUGUUCGGCUCGAAUAAACUUCUUAGUUGCCACAAUAGUUAGCACCUGAUGCCAUUGCUUAAAUAAUUGAAAUAGUUAGAGUGCACGUUUAUAACUCUUGUCCUUGAAUUUGGAUUAUUCAUUACUAAAGUCGGAUUGUCGCCGUUAGUGGAAGCAGUUUAGGAUGCACUGGACCCACUUGGAUAUUUUUAGGAGCCGCGAAAAAACCAUCUUGAUAUUUAGAAAAAUAGCUACGAGAUUGAAUCUCUACAAGGUUAAGAAGUGAUCAUGAUGAAUGUCAUAUGAAAGUUGAUUUAGUGAAGACAAUAAACUUGAAUUGUGUUACUUGACAACUUUGUGAAACUUCUUAGGACCUGAAGUGAUUCAAGUGUCGCCUCUUCGCCUGCUACACGGAAUGCCUCGCAGGAAGCAGGAUUGUCCCAAACGCAUGAAAUGGGAGGAGGAGGCGCGUCUGGCUGGUCAGCUGCGCAACGGUGGGGACGUUGGGGAACUAGACAGCCCCAGCUCUAGCCCUAGACACAGACGAAGCAGUGGCAGCGCUGCAUCAAGAGAUGGUAUGUCACCCCGAGCGUCACCUCGGGAAAGCCUAACACCCUCACCCAUGGAUCGAUCACCCAGAAAUUCCCCGGUCCCCGCGAUCGGGUCAGACUCAGAUGCAGAUUUUAACGACUUUCACUUCAGAAGAUCACCAUCAUCGAUGACUCAUGAAGAUCUUCUAGCACUCACCGGCAAACUAUCGUGUAGAAUGUCUCCUAGUUCAGGUCUAAAACUCGGAGAGUCCCCUUUAGAUUUGUCGGUGCCUAGAAAGCGGGCUGCUGAUGCACUACUAGAGGCUGCCCAUGCGCAAAGCAAAAUUGCGAUGGACAUGAGCAGACUAGGGGCUUGGGGGUUACCGCUGCCUCCUCAUCUAGCAUCAGCAAUGGCUAUGCGACCAGACUUAGCUGGUCCCGGGUUCAAACCAGAUUUCAGUCUUUGGAAUGGCAAAUCUAAGGCAGAUGUAACAAAACUUUCUCCUUUUCCACUUGGUAUCCCUGCUCCUUCACCCACUGAGGCUUCUAAAGCCUUAGAGAGAAUGAGUGAGCUGAGUCGUCGAGGCGCUGAAGGCAGCUUGUCGACUGCGGCAUCAGCAGAUUUCUUCCGCGCUGGAAUGGGCGGACUGAACGCAAUGGGGAACAUGGCAGGUGGAGGAGGUUCAUCUGGAGCACGUGCGAACGCCUGGCAAAGUCAUUGGUUGUCUAAAGGACAGGAUGCUACGCGAGAUGUUCUAAAAUGCGUCUGGUGCAAAGCAUCCUUUUCUACACUUGCUGACUUGACAACUCACAUGAAGGAAGCUAAGCACUGUGGUGUGGCCUUGCCACCACCAUCAUCAAACAUGCCUCCAUCAAUGCCUCCCAAUAGAAUGGGAUCCAGCAAACCACCAUCUUCUUCUCCUGGCGCGGGAGGAUCUUCUUCUAACGAUUUGAUUUCUAAUAUCAAGGAAACAAUGCCGCUACCUAGAAAACUUGUCCGCGGACAGGACGUCUGGUUAGGAAAAGGAGCUGAGCAAACAAAACAAAUUCUCAAAUGUAUGUGGUGCGGUCAAAGCUUCAAAUCCCUUGCAGAAAUGACGCGCCAUAUGCAGCAAACACAACAUUAUACAAAUAUCAUAUCGCAAGAGCAAAUAAUAUCGUGGAAAUCACCCGAAGAUAAGGCCACUAGUCAAACGCAUGUCAAUGCAGUCCUGACAUGUAAGGUUUGCGACCAAGCCUUUUCUUCGUUGAAGGAACUUAGUACACACAUGGUAAAGUUGGCUCAUUAUAAAGAACACAUCAUGCGCUCCAUUACCGAGUCUGGGUCUCGGCGUCGUCAAACACGAGAGAAGAGGAAGAAAUCUCUUCCGGUGAGAAAACUUUUGGAAUUAGAAAGAGCACAACAAGACAUGAAGAUGUCGGACGGUGGGGUUAGGUCUAGAGACUCUCCUGGAAGAAUAACUUGCGAGAAAUGCGGCGAUAAAAUAGAUACCACUCAAUUUGUCGACCAUAUCCGGAACUGCGUUGGUGGAAGUAAUCGUGACGAAUCCAUGAAGAUAUCCAUGUUGUCUCCUGAAUCAGAUUUUGGUUCAAGAUUCGAUCAAUCGCGUGAUUCAGAUAGUGAGGAUAAGAAAACUCCGGACAAAAGUAGCAGAGAAAGCCCAAGGGAGAUGGAAAUCGAACGAGAGAAGAAAGAAGAAGUGAAGCAGCCAUCAGUCCUGAACGCUCUUGAAAAGUUGAUCGAAAAAAGUUUCGAUACCAGGAAGUCAAAGCCGGGGAGUAGCAGCCCCCUAGGGUCGAGCAUCCUCCGACGCUUGGGCAUAGACGAGAGCACUGAUUAUUCAAAACCACUCAUGGAACCCCACCUCAUGUACUCGGCGUUUUCCCGUCUGCACGGAGGACCGCCAACGCCCGGAUCGUCUUCUUUCAAUCUCCCUCCGACAUUUGGUCCUGAUAGAGGAUACAUGAGAUGCCCUGACCCCGUUAUCAGCCCCAGUGCAGACUCAGAUACCCACGAUACAUACCCUAGGUCACCACUGAGGCCUGGAUCCCGACCGGCAUCUGCAGGGUCACUCACUAGGGAUGGUAGCGACAGAUCCUUAGACAUGCUGCGCCAUGACCGAACUUCUCUGCUACUCGAACAGUCGAUCCACACAGAAAAUGGAACAGACCAUUCAGACAUGGAACGCGACAGUCCAGCUUCCAGAGAUGAGUACCCUAAUCCUGAUGACAUUAGGGCUCGACUUGGUAUUAGUUUGAAUACUGAUUUUCGUAGCCUCGAUAGCUCAUUAGUGAAAGAUGUGUAUAGGUCUGAAGAUCGAAAUAAUUCCCCUAACAGUAUCGAUUUCAAUGAUAAAUCUGACAUCAAGCAGGAAUUAUCCAUGACGAACGGCGAAGACUUGGAUUUGGAUAACCGCAAGGAGGAGAUUAGAGUGAGGAACGAUAUUCAAAUUAAGGACGUCAACCUAAACAUCAAGAAAGAAGAGAGCAGCGGCAAUUUUCACCACGUCAAGGAAGAAAUUCGUGUAAAAGAAGAGCUGCGGGUGCGGGACGAGUUCCGGGAGCGAGCUGACGACCACGACGUGCGCGGUUCACCCAUGAGUCGUCUGACGGGAACGUCCCCCGCGGUCAGCAGCAGGUCUGGAACUCCUCACUCUGAUGCUGGGAGUGUUCGAGUCCCCUCAACUGGGGGACUUGGGGCUCUUGCUGGGCUUUUGGGUGCUGCAGGAGGGGGCGGAGGAGGAACAGGAUCCGCACAUCCUCUAGCAGCUCUUCAGAAACUCUGUGAUAAGGCUGAGAACUCAUCGCGCCAGCCAUCGACAAGCAAUGCUCAACAAGUUAAUCCAGGUUCGAUAAUUGCUUUCACUUGGGCUUGCAAUGAUGCAGUAACAGCUGAAAAUAACAUGAAAUGCGCUUUUUGUGACGUACCGUUUGUUAGUAAGGGUGCUUAUCGGCACCAUCUCUCCAAAAUGCACUUUGUAAAGGAUGGUAUUAUUUCAGAUGGAUCCUCAAUGAAACAAAACCAUGGUUCAUCCAGCGGUGGCAAUGGUGGUGCCGCUGGCAACAUGUCGUCCCAUCAUCCCAAUGGUAACAACAACAAUAGUAAUACUAGUAACAUGAAUGGCGGUGAAAGGAAGCAUAACCAUUCCUCGUCUUCGCCCGCACCUCCCCAAGAUGAUUCCCCCCACUCGAAGUUCCUCAAGUAUACGGAGUUAGCCAAACAACUCUCUAGCAAGUAAACUUAUAGUUAUAGCCUUUUCCCUUCGUAAUUCAUUCUACUUAGCGUUCAAGGCUUAAUUGUUGAGACUGACCAAGUGAGGAAAUGAACGUUCUGUUGCUCUAGAGUGUUCUUUCCUACUCGUAGCUCUCAAAAUAAGAGCCAUUUUGCUUAAGGCAUUUUUCUUAUAAACGUUAACUAGAUAGGCUGAUCAUCACUACAUUGUUAGUUGUGUAACCUCUAGAUUGAAAAAAAUGUAUAUCUUCUAUGGUGCUGGUUAUACCAGUGUGCUCAUCAUAUCAAUGGCGACGAUACGGUAAAUAUUUCGUCUCUGGACUCUAUACUUUCUGUGCCAAGAAUCAAAACAAAGUAUUAGUGAAUGUAUCUUUUGUACAGUACAAAUCGUAAGUAGCCUUUAACUGUGCACAGAAGUUAGCUACAAAGAUGUUAACAUGAACAUUUCACACUGAAGUGUGCAGUAUUUGCCAAGUAUUUGCUGCCAUCGAUGCGCGUUGUUGGGUAGUAAAUCCAACAUAAUUUGAUGUGGUUGUGUGAAAUAAUUUUUGCCAGUCGUGAACUGCUCAGAAAAUAACUACUGAAAAUAAACCUGUACAGGUUUAGCAUCAAAGUUUCGGCCGUUAAGCAACACGGAUUACGUACAGUGCGAGGAUAUAACAUUGAUGGCUUGACAAGAUUUCCCAACAUCCGCAAUGUUGAGUGUGGUCUGAACAUAGUUUCAACAUUUUCCAACAUCCGCAAUGUUGAGUGUGGUCCGAACAUGGUUCCAAACGUCAGAUGUAGCGUGACUGUGCUUGCGAGGCUCACAAAUGGAGUAGUUAUCUUCAAUUACACAUAUUAGCUAUGCGAAUUUUAUUAUUAAGAAAUUGUAUAUUACAAAUUUUUGGUUUUAAACAAUGAUCAAAAUAUUAGUUGUUGCCGUUUUGUCGUAUAUCUUCUGUUACUUUUAAUAUUAUGGCUCUGUACUUUAAUAUUCAUGAUCUCAAAAAUUGUUUUUUUUCUUUUUGAUCCUGAUUUUUGGAGCUUAAUUUACCUCGUUGUUUCAUCGCAUUUAUAUUAUAAUUGUGAUAAAAUUUUCAAAAAAUUAUAAAAU